AUGGCUUUUUCCUACAAUAAUAUUGGCAAUGUGAAAAAUACCAUGGGUAAUUAUGCCGAGGCACUUUCUUAUUAUGUCAAAGGCCUUGAAAUUCGAAAACAAUCACUUCCUCCCAAUCGUACUCAUUUGGCUCAUUGUUACAAUAAUAUUGGUGUGGUACAUGCUAAGAUGGGUAAUAAUCCCGAAGCACUUUUAUUUCACGAAAAAGCCCUUGAAAUUCGUCAAGAAUCACUUCCUCCGAAUCAUCCGGAUCUGGCUCAUUCUUACGGAAAUAUUGGUUCCGUACUUCACAGUAUGAUUAAUUAUUCAAAAGCACUUUCAUUUUACGAGAAAGCCCUCGAAAUUCAACAACAGUCACGUCCUGCCAAUCAUCCGGAUUUGGCUCAUUCAUACGGAAACAUUGGUUUAGUGCAUGACAGCAUGGGUAAUUAUCCGAAAGCACUUUCAUUCCACGGAAAAGCCCUGGAAAUAUGGCAGCAAUCAGUUCCUCCUAAUUGUCCUCAGUUGGCUGGUUCCUAUAACAACAUUGGUGUAGUACAUGAUUGCAUGGGUGCUUAUGUCGAAGCACUUUCAUUUCACAAAAAAGCUCUAGAAGUUCAACAACAAUCACUACCUCCCAGUCAUCCUGAUUUGGCUAAUUCUUAUAACAACAUUGGUAAUGUGCAUAACCAUAUGGUUAACUAUCCAGAAGCUCUUUCAUUUCAUGAAAAAGCUCUUGAAAUUCAACAUCAGUCACUUCCUGCCAAUCAUCCCGAUUUAGCUGAUUCCUGUAACAACAUUGGUGUAGUACAUAACAACAUGGGUAAUUAUCCAAAAGCACUUUCAUUUCAUGAGAGAGCUCUUAAAAUUCGAGAACAAUCGCUAACUAGUAAUCACCCUGAGUUGGCUAGUUCCUAUCACAACAUUGGUGAAGUGCAUAGAAACAUGGGUAAUUACUCAAAAGCUCGUACAUUUUAUGAACAUGCUAUACAAAUUGGAGAAAAAUUAUUACCUUGGAAUCAUUUUGAACUUCAGAAAUAUAGAAAUGACCUCGCACAUGUAAAUAACAAAUAG
This is a messenger RNA of Adineta steineri, 1053 nucleotides long. NCBI's taxonomy places the organism in Eukaryota, Metazoa, Rotifera, Eurotatoria, Adinetida, Adinetidae. The record is from the annotation of a GenBank genome assembly.